Molecule: messenger RNA, 1808 nt
Organism: Hypoxylon trugodes
Lineage: Eukaryota; Fungi; Ascomycota; Sordariomycetes; Xylariales; Hypoxylaceae
Product: PNK3P-domain-containing protein
Exons: 6
Coding region: 15-1481 (488 amino acids)
Biological process (GO): DNA repair
Molecular function (GO): polynucleotide 3'-phosphatase activity; double-stranded DNA binding; ATP-dependent polydeoxyribonucleotide 5'-hydroxyl-kinase activity
Source: RefSeq, a predicted model, not a curated record
UGUCAUUCAAUGCGAUGCCUCCAAACUUCUUACACAUAUUUCAUUCAAGAUCCAAAUUGAUAACUUUGAUACAUAUUCAACGAAUCUCGUACAGAAUGGCGUCAUCAUCUCCGAAUACUAGUAAACGGAAAGCAUUAGAGAAAUCAAUCUCACCGCCACCUUUAAAACGCAAAGCUCAAAGUACCAUAUCAAAAGGCGCAGUAGCUAGUUUCUUUACCCCGACAUCCCAGAAACCGAAAGAACGUACAAUCUGGACCGAGCGUGCUCCCGAUGAUGAUACCCCUCCUACUUUACUUGUCGGACGUUACGAACCCGAAAAGAUGGAAGAGUCAGAUCGUAGAAAAAGGAGGAAAAUAGCUGCGUUCGACCUGGAUUCGACUCUUAUCACUACAGCUUCAGGAAAGAGGUUUGGAGAUGAUCCGGGGGAUUGGAAAUGGUGGGAUUCCAGUGUACCAUCUCGCCUACGAGAAUUAUAUGCGAAGGACUAUCGCAUAAUAAUCCUUAGCAACCAAGGGGGAUUAACAAUACACCCAGAUCCGAAAUCCAAAGGUCCAAAGACCGUCAAUAAGAAUAAGGUCAACAACUUCAAACAAAAAUGCGGGGCCAUACUUGCGCAGCUCAACUUGCCUACUACGAUAUAUGCUGCUACGGGUCGAGAUAUCUUUCGUAAGCCGCGAACCGGUAUGUGGAUGGAAGUCUGUCAAGACUAUGAUAUCCCCGAAGAUGAGAUCGAUCUUGCCGAUAGUAUCUUUGUGGGUGAUGCUGGUGGCAGGACAGCACAAUUGAAAAACACCCAGACAGGUGCGGCAGCGGUCGCUAAGGAUUUUAGUUGUUCAGAUCGUAAUUUCUCACACAACGUCGGGAUCCCAUAUAAGACACCAGAAGAAUUCUUCCUCGGUGAACCUCCUCGCGAGUUUGCGAGGGAUUUCGACUUGACUUCUUAUCCCCUUUCCGAAUCAAAUGAUAAUGGCGAGAUUUUACUCGAAAAGACGCAUAAACAAGACAUUAUCCUAUUUUGUGGUCCACCAGGUGCCGGCAAAAGUACAUUUUACUGGAGACAUCUAAAACCAUUGAAUUAUGAGCGUGUGAAUCAAGACACACUGAAGAGCAGGGCCAAAUGUUUCAAAACGGCAGCAGAGCUUCUUGGCGAAGGCAAUUCAAUAGUCAUUGACAACACGAAUCCCGAUGCGGAUGGUAGAAAGGAAUGGGUAGAUUUUGCAAAGAAACAUAAUGUACCCAUCCGUUGUAUCUGGUUUAAAGUACCCAAGGCGUUAUGCGAGCAUAACGAUAUUGUACGUGCUCUCAAUAAGCCAAUGAACCCGGAAGCACGCGCCGCACUACCCGGUCUUGCCUUUAACGGUUACUUCUCUCGUUUCAAGGAACCAAAAGUUAAGGAAGGAUUCGAAGAUAUUGUCGAGGUCGAAUUCAAGUUUCGCGGAACCAAGGAAGAAUAUGCUAUUUGGGGUCGUUACUGGAGCUAAAUUUUUAUACCCAAUACCCCUUUUCUGCUUUAUGUCUCACUUAACCAGGUAGCUUAACUAGAGAUCUGCCAAUGGCGAAAGCGGCAGAUACGCGAGCUGGUUGUAGAUCUGUGAGAGUGCUUCUGCAUAGUAGCAGUGUGCCUAAUACAUUAUAAAUACCAUCGAACCACAUUCAUAUAUCAGCGCAGAUUAAAUACCUCAAUAAGGGAUGAAUUUACCAUGGAAGUCAUUCACGUUCAUAUCUUAGAAAAAGUCAAGUUUAUGGAUCGAUUUUAUUGAUAUGUGUAUGUAUAUGUAGGUAUCUAGUAAUAACAUCAUACAGAGUUG